AUGUCGGCCGCAGCGCCGGCGAUGGAGCGUCAGGGGCAUGAGGACGAAGCCGGCGAAACCCCGGGCAACGCCACCUGCCAGGAGGUUGCCUGUAUUGGAGAGUUUGACAAGGCGGCUGCUGUCGUUCUUGUUGUUGGCGAUGUUGCCGCCGCUCGGGGAGGAGGUUGCAGCGGCAUCGUGGGCGAAGAGGGGCACGGCGGCCUUGCGGAUGGCGUUGAGGGUGGAGAAGUAAAGGGCAGAGCCGAAACCUGUGCGCAAGGCUGA
Molecule: messenger RNA, 264 nt
Organism: Pyricularia pennisetigena
Lineage: Eukaryota; Fungi; Ascomycota; Sordariomycetes; Magnaporthales; Pyriculariaceae
Exons: 2
Coding region: 1-264 (87 amino acids)
Source: RefSeq, a predicted model, not a curated record